Molecule: messenger RNA, 5365 nt
Organism: Hippocampus zosterae (dwarf seahorse)
Lineage: Eukaryota; Metazoa; Chordata; Actinopteri; Syngnathiformes; Syngnathidae
Product: rho-associated protein kinase 2-like
Exons: 34
Coding region: 370-4860 (1496 amino acids)
Biological process (GO): Rho protein signal transduction; actomyosin structure organization; cortical actin cytoskeleton organization
Cellular component (GO): cytoskeleton; cytoplasm
Molecular function (GO): small GTPase binding; ATP binding; Rho-dependent protein serine/threonine kinase activity
Source: RefSeq, a predicted model, not a curated record
GCGCGUGCCUCACGUUGGACGCGCUGAACUCGGAUCAGUUUUGUCGGGCUUUCACCUGGGACAAGACGCGGGCACACCUGAGCACCGGAAAACCCGCCUGUUGUCGGCCACGAAGGGACUACCCCGCCGGUUCACCUGCCCGCGGACACUUUUAAGGACCAAGUCCGACACAAUUGUACAACUUUUUCCGUGGAUAAUUUAUAAAUCUGGCUAACUUUUAACGAACGUUUACCGGAGUGGUGGCACGAGCAGCCUUGGCCAUUUGUGAGUAGUCGGGCCAAGAUACAUCAAGGGGGAGACAAAAGAUCACACUUCCGGUGUGCUUUUAUUUUAUUUAUUUAUGAUAUCUGAAGAGGAUUUUAAUUAAACAUGCUCGGGGCGGAGAGCAGACUGGAAAGCCGGCUAAAUACGCUGGAGGUUCUCAUGAGGAAUCCGGAGUCGGUGUUAAACUUGGCAACACUGCUGGAUUCCAUAAAUGCCUUGGCUCACGAUUUGAACUAUCCUGCUCUGCGGAAGAACAAGAACAUUGAAACGUUUCUCAGUCGAUACGAAAAGGCGGUGAGCCAGCUGCGCGAGCUGCAGGUCAAGCUCGACGACUUUGAAAAGGUGAAGCUGAUCGGAAGAGGAGCUUAUGGAGAAGUGCAGCUGGUCCGACACAAGGCCUCCCGGAAGGUUUACGCCAUGAAGAAGCUCAACAAGUUUGAGAUGAUCAAGCGGUGCGAUUCGGCUUUCUUCUGGGAGGAGCGUUACAUCAUGGCCUUCUCCGACAGCCCCUGGGUCAUCCAGUUGUGCUGCGCCUUCCAAGACGACCGCCACCUGUACAUGGUGAUGGAGUUCAUGGCUGGCGGCGACAUGGUCACGCUCACCUUGAACUACGACAUCCCGGAGAAGUGGGCUCGCUUCUACACGGCCGAGGCGGUGCUGGCCCUGGACGCCAUCCACACCAUGGGCUUCAUCCACCGCGACAUCAAACCGGACAACAUGCUCCUCGACCAGCACGGGCACCUCAAGCUAGCGGAUUUCGGCACCUGCAUGAAGAUGGAUUCUACAGGCAUGGUGCACUGUGACACCGCCGUGGGCACGCCCGACUACAUCUCCCCCGAGGUGCUGCAGUCUCAGGGAAGCGAGGGUCACUACGGGCGGGAGUGCGACUGGUGGGCUGUCGGGGUCUUUCUAUACGAGCUGUUAGUGGGGGAAACGCCUUUCUAUGCCGAUUCCCUGGUGGGAACGUACGGAAAGAUCAUGAACCACAAAAGUUCCCUCAUCUUCCCGGAUGAUGUAGAAAUGUCCCAGGAGGCCAAAGAUCUCAUCUGUGCCUUUCUAACGGACAGGGAGGUUCGUCUGGGCCGCACCGAUGUGGAGGAGAUCAAAAGCCAUCCUUUCUUCAAAAGCGAUCAGUGGACCUUUGACAACAUCCGAGCGACCGUCGCUCCCGUCGUACCUGAGCUGAACAGCGACAUCGACACCAGCAACUUUGACGACUUUGAGGAUGAUAAAGGAGCCGUCGAGACCUUCCCUCCGCCGAAAGCCUUUGUGGGCAACCAGCUUCCAUUUGUCGGCUUCACCUACUUCAAGGAAGACCAGCUGCUGAAGGGAAAGAAAAACAGCUCAGUGCAAGAUUCGGAGAACAAAAAGGAAAAAGUAGAAGAAAAGCAAGAGCGCUCUGACAACAAGAAAGAACAACUGCAGAAAAAACUGAAUGAACUGGAGGAGCAGCUCGACCAUGAAAUGCAGACCAAAGACGAGCUGGAGCACAAGUUUCGAAAUGCCACCAAUCGUUUAGACAAGUUAGUCAAGGAAUUAGACAAGGAGAUGAACAGCAGACAGCGUGUGGAGGCCUCGUUGAGGCAGAUGGAGCGCGAGCACGCGCUGCUGCAGCAUCAGAGUACCGAGAACCAACGCAAAGUCGAGAUUGAGACGGACAGGAAACGCGGCUUGGAGAACGAAUUGAAUAACCUGAAGGAGCAGUUCGAGGAGCUCAAGAAAAAGAACCACAAUUCACAGAUCUCCAGUGAGAAGAACAUCCAGCUUCAGAAACAACUCGAGGAGGCGGCCGGGACACUUCAGGCGGAGCAGGAGACAGCGACGAAGCUCAAGAAGAACCAAGCGGAGAUGCAGAAACAGACCCAGAGCCUGGAGUUGAGCCUCAGGGAAGCGCACGAGAAGUGCAAGCAGCUGGAGGAGGCCAAGACGGAGCUGGAGAAGCAGCUGACGGCACUGCGGGCCGAGCUGGAGGCUGAGAGGAGGGAGCGCAGCAUCAAGACGGAUGUUAUCGCCGACCUCCAGGGACACACAUCCGGCCUGAAAGAGGAGGUGAAAGAAAUGAAGUCACGUUUAUCCAACAUCCAGACUGAAAAGAACCAACUGCAGGAGAAGCUCAAUAACCUUGAGAAGGAAAAGAGCAACCAAGAGAUCGAGCUGACGUUCAAGUUGAAGUCCCUCCAACAGAGUCUGGAGCAGGAGGAAGGUGAACACAAAGCUACCAAGGCCAAGUUGGCGGAUGAAAACCAAAUUUAUCAGUCAACAGAGGUGGCGAAAUCUACGACCUUAAAAGAGAUGGAGCGCAGCCUUCAGGAGGAGCGCACUCUGAAGCAGGAGUUGGAAACCAAGCUGCUGCAGCUGAAGAAAGACCACUCCAUGCUUGACUGCGAUUACAAACAGGCGCAGCACAAACUGGACGAGCUGCAGGCGCUGAAGGAGAGAGUUUCCGAAGAUGUAAAGAACCUAAGCCUGCGUUUGGAGCAGGAGGUUCACAAGCGCAGCUUGGCCCAGAGUGACCUGAAAAUGGAGAAACAGCAGGUGACCGUCCUGCACACCUCCGAGAAACAGCUCAAGCAGGAGCUCAACCAACUGCUGGAGAUGAAGCAGGUCCUGGAAAAACAAAACCAAGAGCUGCGCAGGGAGAAGCAAGAGUCGGAAGGCCUGCUGAAAGAUUUAAAGGACCAGCUGGAGGCGGAACAAUAUUUCACGACCCUUUACAAGACGCAGAUCCGCGAGUUGAAGGAAGAGUGCGAUGAGAGGAGCACCUUGUACAAAGAGGCUCAGCAGCGUCUGGAAGAGUACCAGGAGGAGAGGGAAUCGCUCACUUCCCAGCUGGAGGUCAGCCUGACCAAGGCCGACUCUGAGCAGUUGGCGCGCUCCAUUGCCGAGGAGCAGUACUCGGAUCUGGAGAAGGAGAAGAUCAUGAAGGAGCUGGAGAUCAAAGACAUGAUGGCCAGACACAAACAGGAGCUCGGCGACAAAGAGUCCACCAUCAGCUCGCUGGAAGAGUCCAAUCGCACGCUGACCGUGGAUGUGGCCAACCUCGCCAGCGAGAAGGAGGAGCUCAACAACCAGCUGAAAGAACUGCAGCAACAGCUCCAGGACUCAAAGGAUGAGGAGCAGAACAUGAGCACUCUCAUUGUGGCCUUUGAAAAGCAGCUGCAGACUGAAAGGACGCUCAAAAUUCAGGCAAUCAACAAGCUCGCCGAGGUGAUGAACCGGAGGGAGCCGACGAGGGGAGGCCAUCGAGGCACCGACACGGAAAUGCACAAGAAGGAGAAGGAGAACAGGAAGCUCCAACUGGAACUGCGAUCGGAGAAGGACAAACUCAACAGCACCAUUAUCAAAUACCAGCGAGAGCUGUCGGAAAUGCAGGCGGUGAUAGCAGAGGAGAACCAAGUGCGUCAGGAGCUUCAAAUGACAUUAGCCAGCAAGGACAGCGACAUCGAGCAGCUCCGGUGCCAGCUCACCUCUCUGAGCGUUCACUCUUUGGACACCACCAGCAUCAGCAGCGACCUGGACGUAGGCGAAGGCUACCCAGUGCGCAUUACUCACUCACACACCUCCGAAUCAAUGUCCUUCACCUAUGAGCGCACACACAAAUCAGUGCGCGUGGACACCCGGCCCGACCUCCGUUCGGCGCACUCUCUCUUUGACUCUGACUCGGAGGAUGAAGAAAAAGUUGAAAGUGCGGAGCGGGGCCAGCGUCCCCUGGCUCUCACCUAUCAGCAGCCUGAGCCUGAUCUUGCAGAUUCCAGACUGGAGGGCUGGCUUUCACUCCCUACCAAGCACACAAAGCGCUUCGGCUGGGACAAAAAGUUUGUUGUGGUGAGCAGUAAAAAGAUUCUGUUCUACAAUAGCGAGCAGGACCGAGAACAGGCCAACCCUUUCAUGAUCUUGGACAUAGACAAGCUCUUUCAUGUGCGACCUGUUACUCAGACUGACGUGUACCGUGCAGACGCUGUAGAAAUCCCACGGAUAUUUCAGAUCCUAUAUGCCAACGAGGGCGAGAGCAAGCGUGAUCAGGAGGUCUUCAUGGAGACCACGCCCUUCGGCGAGCGCCCCUCUCACAUCAGCCACAAGGGCCACGAGUUCAUCCUCACGCUCUAUCACUUCCCCUCGAGCUGCGAGGCGUGCACUCGGCCGCUGUGGCACGUCUUCAAGCCGCCGCCGGCCCUCGAGUGCCGCCGCUGCCGUGUCAAGUGUCACAAGGACCACCUGGACAGGAAGGAGGAGGUCAUUGUGCCCUGCAAAGUGAACUACGACAUGUCCACCGCCAAAGAGCUGCUCUUGCUGACCGGCAGCCGGGAGGAGCAGCAGCGAUGGGUUAGCCACCUCCUCAAGCGCAUCCCCAGGAAACACCCGCAGUCCGCCGUUCCGGCCCACCUACCCGAGGCACCGCCCCGCUCCUCCCCCCGCCUUUCACCCCGCCCGUCACCCAAGGGUUCGCCCCAGAUUUCGCCGCAUCGCGGGGCGAUGAGAAUCUCGUCUUCCAGACACCAGCAGCCAUCCGGGAAAGCCAGAUUGCUUGAUUUUGGCCUGAAAGACUUGAGGUGGUCGUUGGACGACACCGACAGUGAUGAUGAUAUUUUCCUCUGAAAGAAGUGACAAAGGGGGGAAGGAGGUUAACCCUGACUCAGCGAAGGGAUUCUUUCUUGUGGAUGAUUGACAGCAGCGUGCCAACACGUGUUACUCUUCAGGAAAUUAGUUUUACUCUGAACUUUUUAAAAAAAACGAGGAACAAGAGCACAAUCUUUUACAUGAUGGCAAUUUGUCAAAUCGACAUUAGGAACAAAAAAACGAACUGUCACAUUUGUGUUUGAAGUGCAAAGGGGUGCGUGCAUCAAAUGAAGAGGUUUAGGACACGUGGAUUGUAUUUUUUUUUUCCUGAGCAUGUAGUAUUAUCACAUCAACACGGGCUUAUCUGGAAAUAGUUUACAGACCGAAAUUGCACAUUAAUAUUGGGACACCAGUUACCUUUUUUUUUUUUUUGGAUCACAUUUGACAGUUGCCUUUUUAAUGAAAACUCAAGCAUUUUUUUUUGUUUUUUUUUGUUUUUUGUUUUGGUUCCAAUUCUCCAAUAAAAUUACACAUGGAUCCAUUU